AUGCCCCCCUCUCUUCCCUCCUCCCCCACCUCCCCCUCUGGUCUACCCUAUACUAUACGGGCCGCCCUGCCCCGCGAUGCCGCGUCAGUGUCCAAGCUUAUCGGGGAGACCUGGGCAAAGUUCUUUGCCUACUCUGUCACCGAGCAAGACUUGAAGGAUUAUCUUGCAUCCAGACUGUCAGAGAGCAAGAUAAAAGAGGAGAUCGAGAACGAAAAGAACACGUUCCUCGUGGCAGUUUUUACACCAGGAGGCCAAGAGGAAGAGAUCAAGGCCGUCGUGCACCUCGUCCAAGAUUCCUCCGAGCCCUGCCUCACACUCUCCCGUCCCAUAGAGCUUCAGCGCCUCUACGUGCACCCAUCAGAGCACGGCUCUGGGCUUUCUCACUCUUUGAUUGCUGCCGCCGAACAGGCUUCAAGGGCGCUGGGGGCGGAGAGUAUCUGGCUAGGGGUGUGGGAGGAUAAUGCAAGGGGCAAACGAUUCUACGAGAAGGCGGGGUUCAGUGAGGUUGGAGAGCAUUUCUUUUGGGUGGGCGAUAGUAAGAGGAGAGAUUUGAUCAUGGAGAAGGCUCUCUAG
Cryptococcus amylolentus CBS 6039 is the source of this 573-nucleotide messenger RNA. RefSeq lists its product as hypothetical. Bases 1 to 573 code for a protein of 190 amino acids. The record is from RefSeq and is a predicted model, not a curated record. NCBI's taxonomy places the organism in Eukaryota, Fungi, Basidiomycota, Tremellomycetes, Tremellales, Cryptococcaceae. Gene Ontology annotation, molecular function: acyltransferase activity, transferring groups other than amino-acyl groups. The transcript has a single exon.